This is a messenger RNA of Hibiscus syriacus, 282 nucleotides long. RefSeq names its product precursor of CEP14-like. The transcript has a single exon. Gene Ontology annotation, biological process: cellular response to nitrogen starvation; response to osmotic stress. The record is from RefSeq and is a predicted model, not a curated record. The coding region runs from base 1 to 282 and encodes 93 amino acids. Lineage: Eukaryota; Viridiplantae; Streptophyta; Magnoliopsida; Malvales; Malvaceae.
AUGGCUCGUUUCAUUUCUUUGGUUCCUAUUUUCUUGGUGAUAUUUGCUUCUUCAUUUGUGGCUCAAAUGGAAAGUAGGAAGCUGUUAAUAAACGCAAGAGAAAGCGGUGAAAAUGUUCCUCUAUUGUUGGCAAGCUUGGUGCUCAAUGCCCUUCCCAAGGGUACGGUUCCGAGCAAGAAGGGUCACUCGCCGAAGCUCGAUAACGAGACGCUUUUUGCUCGACACCUUGCCGGAAUUGAUCGGAUUCUUCAGUCUGUUCCAAGCCCUGGCGGUGGCCAUUAG